CUUUGCACCACUUGUGCUUAACCCGCUGCGCUACGCCCGACUCCCACUCCUGCCUUUUCUUAACCCAGGUGACCAAAAGGAAACAUCACCCAUCACGAAGGAUUCUUUGUGGGAGAGAAGAGGACAGAGCGAAAUGGAGAGAAGAGGGGAGACAGAGGGGGAGAGAAAGAUAGACACCUGAAGAUCUGCUUCACCACCUGUGAAGUGACUCCCCUGCAGGACAGCUUUCUUCUGAUGGUUUUCAAGAAAACUGCACCAUGAAGUGGGAGAAGAUUCUAGGAAGUAGGUUUCCAAUGCCUCUGGGGAAAAUGGUCCUCUUUGGUGGAGUGAUAACUGGAGGGAGCAGCGCCCUGUUGUACUACCUCUUACAGAAACUACAUUCUAGGUCUUCAUAUUACCAGUUGGCACUGGAGGAACUACGAAACCACUCUGGGGCACUAGAAGUUCUGGGCACACCUCUCAAUGUCCACUAUCUCCAGCUCACUGACAGGGAUAACUUCGUGGACAUUGCUGAUGCCAAGUUGAAGAUUCCUGUCUCGGGACCCAAGGCAGAGGGCCACCUCUAUGUCAGGUCAUUCAGAGCUGCUCCCUUUACAAGGUGGCACCUUCAGGAGGUCUUCUUACAGCUCAAAGAUGGUCGGCAGAUUCCUGUGUUCAAGCUCAAUGGGGAGACUGAAGUGAAAACAGCCUAACGGUGAUCAGAAGACCCAUCUUUCUCCAGGCAUGGCCUCCCCCUCACCACUGGACCCCCUGGCAGCCCAUGAGCUUUCCAAGCACUGGGGACACAGGAUGACAGCAGGUCUUGGCAUAUGGUCAUUUUGGUAUAAUUCUAAUCUGUGAGUUAAUGUCAUCAGAAUGCAGUCUUUACUAUUUAUAAGAAUGUAUUUACAUGUUCUCUGAAUAAAAGCAAAGUACAGAAUAAAAGGAA
Erinaceus europaeus (western European hedgehog) is the source of this 928-nucleotide messenger RNA. Its product is annotated as cytochrome c oxidase assembly factor 1 homolog. The record is from RefSeq and is a predicted model, not a curated record. The transcript is spliced from 8 exons. Gene Ontology annotation, cellular component: mitochondrial inner membrane. The coding region runs from base 258 to 692 and encodes 144 amino acids. NCBI's taxonomy places the organism in Eukaryota, Metazoa, Chordata, Mammalia, Eulipotyphla, Erinaceidae. Gene Ontology annotation, biological process: mitochondrial respiratory chain complex IV assembly; mitochondrial respiratory chain complex I assembly.